UAACAACUGUGAUUCCUUAGUGGGGCUCUGGUUUCAUAGAGUGCUUAUGUGUGGACACAGGAACGAAAACUUUAAAAAAUAAUUUCUUUUUACUGUGCUGCGUCACAUAAUGUUUGUCUGAAGAUCGUCUAUUCAAUCAUCUUAAACGAGUGAGAUGGAUGGUAAUUCCAAUCCACCACCAUCUCCUGAGUCUCUCAAGGAGAAUAGUGCAACCCACAAACAUCUCAACCCUCCUGUUCCAUCCACUAAAUCCAUUCCAGGCACUGAGACGGCUGGUCCCCCUUUCUCCAACUCUGGCAGCACAGACCGACCCUCUAAAUCCCCAUCUGUAACUCAAGAUACUACAUUAAAACACCCUAAUGUUAAAACCGGUAACGUUCCAGCCAAACCAACAACAGUUAAACCAACAACAGUUAAACCAUCCCCUGCAUCAUCACAUAUCUCUAAAACUACUCCAACUAUGCCAGCUCCAUCAACAUCAUCAAAAUCAACACCAUUAAUAUUAUCUUCUCCCAAUGACCCAUCCACACCCAGCAUCACCAUUUCUGCUGAUCCUAACCCAUCUACAGCUCCUCCCGAGGGUUCAUCGUCCACCACCAAAACACCUGCAGCGGGCUCCGGUAAACUCCCCCGUCAACGGAGCUUUUUGGCUGCAGCCCAAAAGGUGAUGAUGCAGGAGAAAUUAAGAAAGGAUGAGGAGCAGGACAAAGCUGAAGAAUAUGAUGAUAUGGAUGAAGAUCUACCGUUUGAGGAGCUCCUGGAGAAAGCUGAAACUGGAGACCCUAGAGCACAGAGUAGACUUGGUAAAUACUACCUUAAACUGGCAGAAGAAAAAGACACAGAGACAAAUAACCAUACAGCUGUUGAAUGGUUGGUGAAGGCAGCAAAACAAGGUCGGAGAGAUGCGGCCAAACUACUUCAGAAAUGCUGGAUCCAAAAGAAAGGCAUCACACCAGAGAAUGAACAAGAGGUGAGAAGGCUGUCCACAGAGAGUAAGUUUGAACAGGCAGUAAGGAGAGCAGCCAUGACAAUGUAUUGGAAACUCAAUCCUGACAGAAAGAAGAAAGUAGCUAUGUCUGAGAUGCUGGAUAAUGUCAACCAGGUCAAUACUGUACCAGGCGAACCUGCUGUAUGUGGUGUAACACCCAGCAUUCAUUCUCAGAGGAAAAUCCUCGAGACAAUGGUGUCUAAUGAAUCUGGCUCUAAGUAUGUGGAUGUGGAAGAUUUUGUGGAGAUGACAAAAAAGUUCACAGAAGGCAAGGAGAUUUUAAGGAAAAGUGAUGCAGCCACAUUUGAUACGAAAAAAAAAGAAUUGGUGCCCGCUGUUCAUAAGCGUCAUCGAAAGUCUAGCUGGGGAAUGGGGAGCAGUGGGAUGAUGCUGGCUACUGAACGCAGCAGUGCAAUGAAGAGAGCCCUGGACAUAAAAGCCCACUUCUUGGGUUUGCAGUACCCCCUCCAUGCCAUUAUUGAGAUGAAGGAACAUUUAAUUGACUGGUUGACUCGUGCUGGCGUCCAAUGGCUGAGCACCAUCAUCCCAACACAACACGUCAAUGCCCUUAUCUUCUUCUUCAUCAUCUCCAAUCUCACCAUUGAUCUUUUUGCCUUCACCAUCCCGCUCCUCAUCUUCUACCUCUCCUUUAUCUCCAUGGCCAUCUGCACACUGAGAGUCUUCCAGAGCAGCAAAGGCUGGGAGAACUUCCGUGCCUUUACUGCCCUCCUCACACGCUUCGAGCCCAGUUUAGACGUGGAGCAAGCGGAGAACAACUUUGGUUGGAACAACAUGGAGCAGUACUUCUACUUCAUGAUAUCUGUGUUCUUUGUGAUCUUCAGUUUCCCAGUUGCAGAUAAAGGCUGGAUCCCAUGUUCAGAGCUUUCCACGGUAGCCAUCUUCUUCACAGUACUGAGCUACAUGAGCCUGAGCCCGUCUGCAGCAGCGUACGCACGAAAGGCACUCAUCAUCGAGGUGGCUUCAUCUUUGUGUGCCUUGACCAGCAGGUUGCCAAAGGAAAUGGUGAUGGUCAGGAUGCUGGGACAUACUUUCACAACCAUCCCUCUAGGAGAAUCAUUGGUGUUGGAGCUCAGUGUACCUUGUGUGCUCUACGUCUACCUUCUCUACCUGUUCUUCAGUAUGGCACGCAUGAGGGGAUUCAGAGGGACGUACUGCUUCCUGGUGCCGUACCUAGUCUGCUUUGUGUGGUGCGAAUUCUCUGUGGUUCUGCUGCGGAAUUCCACCACCAUCGGUCUUAUCCGCACUUGUGUCGCCUACUUCCUCUUCCUGUUCGCAUUACCUGUCUUGGCUAUGGGCUUGAUAGCAAUGCUCCUGAUUCAGGUGAUCAAGUGGUUCCUGGAGUUGGAAUUGACUAAAAUGCUGGUGACGCUGGCAGUGUGCGCCAUCCCUGUGAUGCUGCGGCUUUGGACUCGAUUCAGUCUCUCCAUUCUAAAUAUCUUCCGUUCCAUCAACGUCAGAGGCCCAGUCAGACUGAUCCUCCUGUGUAUCACUUCAGUGAUUUUUCUCUGCGGUGUCUAUGUCUAUAAUGCUGAAGGUCUGAAGGUUUAUAACUCCACACUCACCUGGCAGGAAUAUGGUAGACUGUGCGGCCCACAUGCCUGGCAAGAUCGUGGGAUGGCUCAAACACAGCUCCUCUGCAGCCACCUGGAAGGCCAUCGUGUCACCUGGACAGGAAUAUUCCGUCGUAUUCGCGUAGCUGAGAAGGAAAACGGAGCUCAGUCUGUUAUAAACAUACUACCGGUGUUCAUGGGUGACUGGUUGCGGUGUCUCUAUGGUGAGGUUUAUCCGAACUGUGAACCACAGAAUAAUACAUCUCCGGUUGUGAAUGUCACGGAUGUCGUCCCAGAGCCUGUCAACACCACAAUGCUGUUCCUCCAGCAGGAAGAGGCCGAACUCUGUCGGAUAAAGGCCUUUGCUACGCACCAAUGCCACGUUAAACGCUUCGACAGUUACCGCUUUGAGGUGACGGUCGGCAUGCCGGUGGAUGGGGUCACAAAACUUGACGAUCCGGCAGGCGACAUCCUCCUAAUGGCAAGUCAGGAGUUUAAACAGGUGCUGCUGAACCUCGACCCAGGCAGCAUGGUAGAGUUCAGCACAAAAUUGGAAGGGAAGCUGGGUACCAAACUACCUGCAUUUGAACUGAAAGCCAUACAUUGUCUGAACUGCAGCUCGUCAUUGGUGCCUGAGGGACGACAGGUCAAGAUUGAGCGCAACUGGAGGAAAACAAUGCUUAAAGCCAUUAAAUUUGCAUUUGACUUUUUCUUUGCUCCGUUUCUUUGUGCUAGGAUCAAUGCGUAAAAAGAAGUGGAAGGAAAGAUUAGAGAUGGAAAUCUGAAUCGCAGUCCAAGUGUUUGAAGUGAUGUGUAGAUAAGUAUGGUUUCCCAUACUCGGAAUUUGUCCUCUGCAUUGGACCCAUCCAAGUGCACACACCUGGAGAAGUGGGCAGCCUCUCUUUUUUUUUUUCUUCCUGCGGUGCCCAGGGAGCAAUUGGAGGUUAGGUGCCCCUCGCUCAAGGGCAUCUCAGUUGUGGGUAAUGAGAGUGGAAGAGAGUGCUGUUCACUCACUCCCCCCACCUACAUUUCCUGUUGGUACUGAGACUCGAACCCGCAAACUUCGGGUUACAAGCCAUUAGACUCACCAUUAGGCCAAUAUUUUUUAUGUUAGGCUGAUACCCCUUUUUUUGAGCUGUUAUAAAAUUGUGCAUGCUUUGAUAUUCAAUUGGUUAACAUCUUAACUUUCAUUAAUAAGUCACAAACAUUUUAAAAAUUAUAAGUUUCAUGACAGUUCUAUUUUAAUGUACACUAUAAAAUGCUUUGCAUUUCAUUAGCAGACUGUUAAAGAAAUAGUUCACGCAAAAUUAAAAUUCUGUCAUUCACAAAUGUUACAAAUUGAGUUUAAAGUGUUUCAUUCCAUAUUUUAUUCAUCAUGUUUUUUUUAGUAAGCUUUGCUCAAAUUGGAAUUCUCUGCAUUUAAAAUCCAACAUGUGCAAGAUGCUGAAAAAAAAAACAGGAUAUUUAUGUAGAAAUACAAUUAAAAAUCAAACGCCUUUUAUGUGAAGCAUCCCUUUUUUUUUGUCCAGUGCCAAAGUAGGUUAGGGCUUUGUUUGACAUUUCUAGGCAUUUCCUUGUUUUUACUUAAACCACCAGAUUUGAUCUACGAAGCACCAUUUCUGACCUUUUAAAUUUUUUUCUAAAGCUUCAGAAAUUCAGUCUAACCCAAAUGAAUAAAGCACAUAUUUAUGAUUAUGAUCCAUGUGCAAUGGAUCUUUAUUCACAUUUUUGGGUGUUUUUGUGUCAGAUUGAUUUUUGUCAUGAAUAAGAAUGCAUGGAAUACUUUUUAGUAUUUAUUUUUCAGUGUGUGUUUCUGUAAACCUGAGCCUUAUCUAUUAUUUGUUAGUUUAAAUAUUGUUUUUUUAAUUAGUGUAAAUUAUUCAUAAAAAUCGACAUACACCCACACAGCCUGUUCAAACUUCUGUCGCACUCUGAUGAUGUCACUGU
This is a messenger RNA of Megalobrama amblycephala (Wuchang bream), 4506 nucleotides long. RefSeq names its product Wolfram syndrome 1a (wolframin) (gene wfs1a). Gene Ontology annotation, molecular function: protein binding. Gene Ontology annotation, biological process: endoplasmic reticulum unfolded protein response; calcium ion homeostasis. Gene Ontology annotation, cellular component: endoplasmic reticulum membrane; endoplasmic reticulum. The coding region runs from base 155 to 3307 and encodes 1050 amino acids. The record is from RefSeq and is a predicted model, not a curated record. Lineage: Eukaryota; Metazoa; Chordata; Actinopteri; Cypriniformes; Xenocyprididae. The transcript is spliced from 10 exons.